GUAUUUGAUGACCACAGGUGGCAGCACUUAGCACUUCUCCUGCACUUCUCCUGCCACACCCAGUGUGCGACUUGCGUCAUUGAGGAAGAAAAAGAAAAACAGGAAAAAAGUAAACACCAGAACAAGAAGCCUCUCCAGAAAACACGCGAAUUUUGGAUUAAUUUGAGUAGGCAGGAUGUCUGCCACCAUGAAGAGGGCUGAUGGCGUCACCGUGUUGACAUUGACUUCUGACCCCAAAAGUUCCUUGCCUCCUGUACUACAAAUCCUCAAGGCCCUUUGCUAUAGCCCCGUUUGCUGCUCGGUGUCCCAGCACUUGAGUACAGUCAUGGGGAGUUCUCAGUCUUUACUGGGGGCUGUACAGAUCGUGGUAGGCUUGCUCAACAUCGGCCUGGGAGUCAUCCCCAUGUGCUUUGGUUACAACGCCUGGUGGUACGGCGAUACCAAUUUAUUUUCUUUGUGGAUGGGAUCAGUGUUUGUGUUGUUUGGCAUCCUGUGCAUUUUGUCCGAGAAGUACCCGAGUCCAUGUCUGGUCAUCAUCAAUGUGAUCCUGAAUCUGUCGGGUGUGGGCUUUGCCACUGUCGCCGUCAUCCUCUACUCCAUCAACAUUGCAGUCAUACCCAAUGGGAUGUGGAAUGUGUGCCAGCCCGGAUAUGAAGACGACUGGCCCCCUGUCAGUCUGACAUCUAUGAACCCCAACGAGAAGGCCUUAUACAAGAAAUGCUUGGAUGGAAAAGCCAUGAUUAUUAUGGUCCUGAGGGGCAUCAACGGUGUUCUACUGGUGCUGUGUGUUCUGGAGCUGUGCCUCGUCAUCAGCUCCUCCGUGUUGGCCAUCAAGGCUCUGAGGAGCAACAACAAGAGAGAUGAGAAGAGCCUGGAUGAUCCAGAACUCUACAAAGCACUUCUGGAGGAAGUCGCCCCUGUCAGCCCUUCAGCCUAAAUGUUGUUCUUCAUGCUGGCUGCACAGUGUGUCAAACUUCACCGCUGUCUUACUACUUAUGUUCUAUUUUAUAUGCAUGCUGUUUAUGAUGUCCUGCGUUCCUUUGCACUUUAGACAUGCCCUGCCCCUGAAAAGAAUCGUAUAAUCUGACUCUGCGGUGUCAUGCUCCAGCUGCUACCUUUUUUGAUCCCAACGCCGGACAGGUUUUUCCCAGUUUUUUGUAAGUUGUCUCUGUUUUCUGUUAGAGAGAGAAAGGAAGAGAACAAAAGUGAGGGGUAUUCAGGUGAAAUUUCAGGAUAAAGCUAAAAUGCACUAUAAUGUCCAACUGUUGGAGGGAUUCACUUUUUUGUGUUUUUGCGUAACUCGCCCAUCCCUAACUAGGAACUGAAAGGCAAGAUUCAUUUCCUGUUUGAGUUGGAAUUGGUAUUUCAAGAGUCCUCUUCGCCAUGCUGGUAAACAUUUUGGUAUCACGACACCAAGGCCACACCCAAUCCUUCAUCAACGUUACGGAAACUGGGAGAGUCACAGGCAGGCGCACUGUGUGUAAUUUAAAAAAAUGAAUACAAUUUCACCCGAGAACAAGUUGUGCAAAACGCACUGAAACAUCGUACAGCUACGUAUGUAUUUAUUUUUGUGUUCACUGAUUGUCCGAGAGGACAUGCAAAAAUAAUUUAGAUGGGUAAAAAAAAAAAAGAAAAAGUAUUGCGACUUAUUACGACCCCAAAUUGGUCAUGAACGUCCGCCGUACAUCACAGUGGCCAUUAUCAGAUGUAAAACCUCAAUUGUGACACUUUGAUCAGGAAUUACAUUAAAUACUUAAAUUUAGGAGGUACAAAGUCCAAACUGUGACUAAAAUGCGGAUCGGAUUUUGCGUUGAAUCUUCAGAUGAAGAGCAUCAUCCCUUGAGGUUCUGACAUGACAAUGUUUAGCACAAGUAGCGCACACAAGUGAAAGAAUCCGAUGGCUGGCUAAAAAGUGUAUUUCCUUUCGAGUACCAGUACUCACAGAGAUGUGCUUCCAGGACGUUAGCAUUUUAUUUUCAAAAGACGAGCCAAACAACCAUCACGGAUCGUCGAAAAGCUGUUCCGAUAGUUAGCUCGCAAAACUUUUGCGAAAUAACAAAAUAUUUCUGCGAGAUCUCGCAAAACUGUUUAUAUGAUGAGCAUUGUACUUCUGCUACUUCCGUUUUCGGAGCAGAUGUUUGCGUUGAAACUUCAAAUUAAGAGCAGCACAUUUGUUGAGUUUCUGAUACAACUGUUUACUUACACGAAAAGCAGUGCACACAAGACAAAGAAUCCGAUGUAUGGCUAAUCAAUGUAUUUCCUUUCGAGUACCAGUACUCAGAGAUGUGUUGCCAGCAACACUAGCGAGGACCGGAUGUUAGCAUUUUAUUUGCAAAAGACGACACGACUGACCAUCACGGAAUUGAAAAGUAGUUCCUAUAGUUACAGUAUCUUCAUACCUCUACAACUGUGCAGUAAGGGUUGUGGAAAUGCUGAAGAUGGACUUUAAAUGAUGCAAGCUAGGACUGGAAGUACGUCCUGUAGCUUCACAUUGUUUUGCGAGAUAACGCAACACGCUCUCGAGCAAGUUCUGCGAGACCAAUGGUUGUAAACAAAAAAAAAAAUCCUUUUUUUCUCCAUGUCCCCUACGGGGGCUCCGUAGAAAUUGAAACCAGCUAAAUGCAACAAAAUGGAGAGCAGUGAAGCAUACAAGUGUAUUCGACAGUCAAAUUGCACGCACAGCAUGACAAAUUACCGAAAGUGUGUCAGGUACCUUCGCAUAGUUUACAAAGUUUAGAGAGGUCUCGCCAAAAUGUAUGUUUUUUUUUACCCAUCAAAAUGAAUUCCCCACUCUGGGGCUCCGUCAUUUUCUUAUGUGCCUUCCAUAUUGAAAUUGCAGGGAACUUUGUGUGUAUUUUCACUGUCAGGUUGGCUGUUUCAGUCAAUAAUGACGGUUUUAACUGUAAUAUCUGUAAUAUGUGUAUGCUCUCCUGCUAUUCCUGGCAUUCCACACCGAAAUAUAACCAGAAUGUUCAAACGAGUGGGAAAAACUCUGCCCAGAAUAAAAUAUUUCCACUAUCAA
Molecule: messenger RNA, 3022 nt
Organism: Dunckerocampus dactyliophorus (ringed pipefish)
Lineage: Eukaryota; Metazoa; Chordata; Actinopteri; Syngnathiformes; Syngnathidae
Product: transmembrane protein 176B-like
Exons: 7
Coding region: 176-937 (253 amino acids)
Cellular component (GO): membrane
Source: RefSeq, a predicted model, not a curated record